AUGCCUUCCCAAUACGCAAAGUUACUUCCACCACACUUUAAGGAAGACAUUAAAGCUUGGUUAGCUCAAGACGCUCCUUGUUUUGAUUAUGGUGGAUACGUCGUUGGCGAUACACCGGAAGUUGCUAUGUUAUAUGGAAAGUCUCCAGGCGUUUUAGCGGGAGUUCCUUUCUUUGACGAAGUAUUCAACCAAUUGGGCUGUCGCGUUGAUUGGCUUAUAUCCGAAGGAGAAUCUUUUGAACCUGUAAAGCUGUGCGCUAAA
This is a messenger RNA of Paraglomus occultum, 261 nucleotides long. Lineage: Eukaryota; Fungi; Glomeromycota; Glomeromycetes; Paraglomerales; Paraglomeraceae. The record is from the annotation of a GenBank genome assembly.